Sphenostylis stenocarpa is the source of this 663-nucleotide messenger RNA. Lineage: Eukaryota; Viridiplantae; Streptophyta; Magnoliopsida; Fabales; Fabaceae. The record is from the annotation of a GenBank genome assembly.
AUGAUGGAGAAGGCAGAUUUUGUGCAGAAGCUGUAUAAGCGCAUGCAGUUUUUGAAAUUUCUGGAUCAGUUUGUGAUUGAGCCUACGGAUGGAUCUUCUGGUUCUUCUUUGACUGUUAGUUUGGGAUUUGGGAAGGUUGGUUCUGAAGUUGCUCACCGAGCCAAGGGGCUUGGUAUGAAUGUCAUUGCGCAUGACCCAUAUGCUCCUACUGACCGCGCUAGGGCCAUUGGUGUGGAACUAGUGAGCUUUGAUGAGGUCAUUUCUUCUAUGGAUUUCAUAUAUCUACAUAUGCCUCUCACAGCUACUACAUCUAAGAUUCUCAAUGAUGAGACUUUUGUAAAGAUGAAGAAAGGCGUUCGAAUCAUAAAUGUUGCUCGUGGAGGGGUCAUUGAUGAGGAUGCUCUUGUCAGGGCACUACAUUAUGGAAUUGUAGCUCAGGCGGAUCUUGAUGUUUUCACUGAGGAGCCACCACCCAAAGACAAUAAGUUGAUUCUUCAUGAGCUCGUUACUGCAACACCUCAUCUUGGUGCCAAUACCAUGGAAGCACAGGAAGGUGUGACUAUUGAAAUAGCAGAAGUUGUGGUUGGGGCUCUGAAUGCUGCUACUGCAGUUAAUGUACCAAUGGUUCCCUCUGAAACAAUUGGGAAAUGGGAAUACAGGUAA